Dunckerocampus dactyliophorus (ringed pipefish) is the source of this 4219-nucleotide messenger RNA. Its product is annotated as beta-1,3-galactosyl-O-glycosyl-glycoprotein beta-1,6-N-acetylglucosaminyltransferase-like. Gene Ontology annotation, cellular component: membrane. The coding region runs from base 374 to 1429 and encodes 351 amino acids. The transcript is spliced from 5 exons. Gene Ontology annotation, molecular function: beta-1,3-galactosyl-O-glycosyl-glycoprotein beta-1,6-N-acetylglucosaminyltransferase activity. The record is from RefSeq and is a predicted model, not a curated record. NCBI's taxonomy places the organism in Eukaryota, Metazoa, Chordata, Actinopteri, Syngnathiformes, Syngnathidae.
GGUGGAUGGACAGCUAACAGGUAACCAAGGUGACCAAGCUGCUAUAAGGAAGUUCCCACAAAUCUCUCUUGUGCCAGUUAUUGUCCCGUCAAGACAUCUUGGUGUAUCUGAGCAUCUUGUCAGCUUGCUGGCACUCCAAGAAUGACACCAAAAAAUAUUCUGUCAUUUGAGGCGGAAGCUGGUCAUCCUUGUGGCAUCACUGUGGCUGCUUUUCUUACUCUGCAGCCAACUCUGGAAUAUCAGCUCCACCACCAAGUAUGACUGGUUGGACUACACGGACGACAAUGAUGUCGCUAACCCGGAGAAGGUUUGCAACUUCACAGCCAUCCUGCAGGGAGAGCAGGAUGAGCUGGACCGAGCCAAGAUACUCACCAUGACUAAGGACUUCCGCAAGAAGGUCCACAUCCCUGAUGAGUUUUACAUCAACGCUACGAAAGACUGCAAGAAGUUCAGGUCAAGCAGGAAAUAUUUACCAUUCCCGUUAAGCCAGGAAGAGGAGGACUUCCCCCUGGCUUACUCCAUGGUGGUCCAUCACAAGGUGCAGAAUUUUGAGCGUCUGCUGCGAGCCAUCUACACGCCUCAAAACAUCUACUGCGUCCACGUGGACAACAAAGCCCCAGCGUCUGUCCGAUCAGCCAUCAGGUCUAUUGUCUCCUGCUUCCCAAACGUCUUCCUGGCGAGCCGCUUAGAGACCGUGGUCUAUGCCAGUUGGUCCCGUGUCCAGGCCGACCUCAACUGCAUGGCCGACCUUUUGAAGGCCAGCGUCACAUGGAAGUACUUCAUCAACCUGUGUGGACAGGACUUUCCUCUCAAGACCAACUUGGAGAUGGUGCGGGCCCUCCGCUCUCUGGACGGAGCCAACAGCUUGGGGUCCGAGAAGAUGCCCAAGAAUAAGAUGUGGAGGUGGAAGAGCGUUCACCACAUAGUUGAUGGACAUAUCAAGAGAGUGGGAAAGCCAAAGGAGCCACCACCCUUCAACCUCCCAAUUUUUUCUGGAAACACCUAUAUUCUGGUCACCCGAGCUUACGUUGGUAGCGUCCUGGAGGACAAACGCAUCCAGGCACUCAUGGACUGGGCCAAGGACACGUACUCGCCUGAUGAGUUCCUGUGGGCGACCAUUCAAAGGAUGCCCGGCAUCCCCGGCUCCACGUGGCUCCACCCCAAAUAUGACCUCAGCGACAUGAACGCCUUAGCGCGGCUCUGCAAGUGGGAGUGGCACGAGGGCGUACGGGCCUCUCUGGAUGCCGUGUACCCCAAGUGUCAUGGCACCCAUGUGAGAAACAUAUGUAUUUAUGGGGCCGGAGACUUGCAGUGGAUGCUGAAGCAGCAUCACCUCUUUGCCAACAAGUUUGACAUCGACUUUGACGCUGUGGUUGUUUACUGUUUGGAAAAAUACCUGAGGCAAAAAGCUCUGGCUGCCUUAGAGUAGAUGGAAGUGGACUUUUUCUUUCUCCGAAUAGGGCUGUCCCGAUACAACUAUUUCGAUUCCAAUACCUUAGUGUUGGAGAUGAAAUUCUCCACAACCUACUAAAGGUCAAAGGACCACUUUGAAAAAUUAAUUAAGCCAAUUUGACCUCCCCUUACUGUUUGUUCAUCUCCAGUUAGGAGAAGGAAAGAAGACUCACACACCAAAUUAGAUUUACAAAACGUAUUGAAAAAUAAGUCAGACAGAAUAAUUUUACAGCUACGGAGCUCCGAACCCCGUUACAUGCACCAGUUCCCUGCGCCUCCAGCUGAAUGAGAAAGAGUGUUCCGAUACCUGUACGGGACUUCUGACUAACAAUUUUAGUCUGUUUUGCCUAGCACCUAGAACGCUUACUGGGAUCAGGUGGUUUCUUCACUGACAUUGAGAUGAAUCCGCCGUAUUUAACAAAUCCCCCUUUGUAGUCAGACUUCCCCACAGCAGCCAUUCUCGAGUGUACGGACAUGCCUAACUAAUCUAGCUUUGCCAUUUUACUAUUUUCGUUUACUUCUAAUUCAUGCUAACAAGGGUGCAAUAUGUAUUUACAAAAUAAGACGUGACAAGUCAACCUCGCACCACUCUGUCCAACUCCCACGGUCUUUCCCCCACAAAGGCCUGUUGUUUGGUGCCACUGACGCAGCUUGUCUGCUCACGCAGAGUUUGAAAAACAUGUUAGCACAUCAGGACAGUGUUUCAGAAGACAAUCUCUGUGAUUUUUUAUACAAAGCCUUUUUUUUCAUGGUCAACACUAUAAACAUACAUGUCACCCAUAUGUGUAUGAUAGAACAUUUGUCACUUGCCAGUUUGCAUGCUUACAUUUCUAUGAGAUAAGGGAAGCAGAGUACAGUAUCUCCUGAUUCAAAACAUGGGCAUGUGACACUCCUGCUGUUAUCUAAUUGUGGUACCAAAAAGUGAAAUAUCAAGUGGUUUUUCAAACAUUAGAGCAAUUUGGACUAAAUUAUUGACAUGAGUACAUAAGUGAUGCUACUCUUGUUCAUGUUUCCGUAGCUUCACACUAGGACCAACAAGAGUGAAGGCUACUGGCACGCACACACAAAAGGAUGUCAAACACUGUGCAUAUUUUGUUAAUUUUUGUUUUAUUUUCAGUUUCGGUCUAUAUCCUCAAACAAUUAACCUAGCAGAAUUACAACUCCCAGUGCCACUUUAAUUGAUAAUAUUCUUUCAGAUGAAGUUGAAAACAAUAUAAUGAGUGGAUUAAUGAUAAAUUAAAGCAAUCACCUUCCAGAUUUUACUCUUUACAAUAACGAAUGUCCAAAAAAUAAACAGUAAAAUGUUCAUUGUUUUAAAAGGGUAAAAACAGAGGAAUCUUAUUGAUGCAUUUAUAAGAUUAUGAUCCCUAGAAAUGUAUUUUCUUUCAUGCUUUCAAUAUCCACUCCGUUUAUUUGUAUUUGAUCGUACGUAUCCUUUCUGCUAUUUCCACAUAGCAUUAUUUUGUUUUACUUUGUUAAAAUGUUGUGAUUAAUUGUAUCAAAGGAUUUUGUGAGAUCCAUGAAUACUGCAACUGCACACCUUCUGUGGUCUAUAGCAUUAGUAAUUUCCUCCGUGAUUUUGAUCAGUGCCAUAGAAGUUCAAAUGUUAGCUCUGUAUCCGUAUUGACUACCUGCUAGCAAUUUGUUAUUAAAAUAACAAAAUAGUUUCUCGAUAAUUUUAGAAAAUUUAGGUAAUGAGGAAAGUGGACGGUAAUUUGUAAAUUGAUGUUUAUCUCCAUUUUUGGAACCACGUUAGCUAUUUUCAUUUUGUUCAAAAAUGUUCCAGUCUGAAAUGAUAAGUUACUGAUAUAUGUUAACGGUUCUACAAUCUCAUUGAUAAGCCUUUUUAUUGUUUCCAUUUCGAUUCCAUUACAAUCAGUUGAUGUUUUUGCCUUCAAGUUGUUGACAAUGUCAGUGGUUUCCUUUUUAGUUUAGUUCACAGUGAGAAACAUGGAAUUGAGAUCCCUAUCUAUGGUAUCAUUCCAUUUGUCCAUUGUCUGGAGUUUUAGAAUUUAUUUCUCCAGUUUUGGUCCAAUAUUUACAAAAUAGUUGUUAAAAAUUUCAAGUACCUCAUUCAUAUCAUCCUUAUUAGUGUUUCCAACCAUGAAAUAGUGAGGGUAGUCUGCUUUCUUAGUGCUGUUCCUUAUAAUACUUUUUAAGAUGCACCAAGUUGCUCUCAUGUUAUUUUUAUUCUUAUCAAGUACAUGACUAUAGUAUUCCUUCCUGCACGCUCUCAAGAUAGUUGUCAACUUAUUUUUUAUAAGUCUUAUACUUUUUUCCUGCUUCUUUAGUUUGUUGAAUAAUAAAUGUCCUGUAUAAAGUAUUCUUCUUCUUACAGGCGCUUUUUAGUCCUUUUGUCAUCCAUGGCUGGUUUUUCUUUUGCUUCUUGGACUUUUCUUGCCAGAGACAGUUGUUAUCCUAGAGCUCCGUGUAAGUGUUUAGAAAGCCAUCAUAUGCUUCAUCCACAUCUUUUACACUGUAGACACUCUCCCAUCUUGUUCUUCUAGAUCUUUCCUGAAAGCGCUGAUGCUAUCUUCUGUGCGCAGUCUUUGAAAAGUCUUUUUAGCCACCAUCUGUCUUUUAUUAUAAUGUUCAUUGUAAAUUGUAAAGACUGGAAGAUGAUCACUGAUGUCACUGUUUAACAGGCCACUAGUUGUGUUAUUGUCAAAGUCAUUGGUGAAUAUACUGCAUUAUCCAUAAGGGUGGCACAGUGGUCUGUUAUUCUGCUUGGUUUAAUAAUUUUAGGAUAUAGACUAAAACUGUACAU